Cercopithifilaria johnstoni is the source of this 423-nucleotide messenger RNA. The record is from the annotation of a GenBank genome assembly. NCBI's taxonomy places the organism in Eukaryota, Metazoa, Nematoda, Chromadorea, Rhabditida, Onchocercidae.
AUGAAUGAAAAAAGUGAAUUAUGUGAAAAAUAUCGGAAAUUCGUUACGGAAAAGUUACAAUCAGAUUAUAAAGAAAUGGUCAAAACAGUAAAUAGCAUUGUGGAUGAAGUGAAAGAAUAUGAAACUCUAUUACUCUUUAUUAAUAAGAUUAAGAUGCUGGAUUCUGAAGAACCGUUGAAAACACAGAUGAGUAUUGGUAAAAAUAUCUUUUGUGAGGCUGUGAUUGAUAAAUGGGAUCGUAUGAUCGUAAAAUUGUCCGAUGAUGUCUACGCCGAAUUAACUUUGAGCCGAGCAGAAGAUUUUAUUACGAAAAAAAUUGAGCUAUUAAAUGAACGUGCUGCUUUUUAUGAACGACAAGCGCAUUCGGUACGUGCCAAAAUGCAUCUAAUACUCUCUUCUGUUACAGAACUGGAACGCUUGUAG